GCUGGAGGAGCUGGGCACCCCUGGAUGGUUGGAAUCCUGAGCUGCAGCAGAGCAGCACAGCAGGAGCCAUGUCGCUGCCCUUCCGAAAGGAGCUGGAGAAGUACAAGAACAUCAACGAGGAUGAAAUACUCAGCAAGCUCUCAGAGGAUGAACUGAAGCAGCUAGAACAUGUCCUUGAUGACCUUGAUCCUGAGAAUGCCCUGCUCCCGGCGGGAUUCCGGCAGAAGGACCAGACCACCAAAGCCGCCACGGGCCCCUUCGACAGAGAGCGCCUGCUCUCCUACCUGGAGAAACAAGCCUUGGAGCACAAGGACAGAGAGGACUUCGUGCCCUUCACGGGGGAAAAGAAAGGCAAAAUAUUUAUCCCUAAAGAGAAGCCCGUGGAAACACGCAAGGAAGAGAAGGUGACCCUGGAUCCAGAGCUGGAAGAGGCCCUGGCCAGUGCUUCUGAUACUGAGCUCUAUGACCUUGCAGCUGUUCUUGGAGUGCACAACAUGGUCAACAACCCCAAAUUUGAUGAAGCAGGAGCCCGCGGUAAAGAUGGAAAAGGAAUUGUGAGAAAUGUGGUGAAAGGUGAGAAGGUCAAGCCCAUCUUUGAGGAGCCACCUAAUCCAACCAAUGUGGAAGCAAGUUUACAAAGGAUAAAAGCAAAUGAUCCCAGUCUCACAGAAGUUAAUCUCAACAACAUAAAGAAUAUUCCUAUUCCAACACUGAAAGAUUUUGCAAAAGCUCUGGAAACCAACACACAUGUGAAGACAUUCAGUCUUGCAGCUACUCGAAGCAAUGACCCCGUAGCCAUUGCAUUUGCAGAUAUGUUGAAAGUGAACAAAACACUGAAGAGUCUGAAUGUAGAAUCCAACUUCAUCACUGGGACAGGGAUUUUGGCACUGAUUGAUGCACUGAAAAAGAAUGAAUCCCUAACAGAGAUUAAAAUUGACAACCAGAGGCAGCAGCUUGGGACAGCUGUGGAGAUGGAGAUUGCCAAGAUGCUGGAGGAGAACUCCAGGAUUCUCAAGUUUGGAUACCAGUUCACAAAACAAGGUCCAAGAACCAGGGUAGCAGCAGCUAUCACUAAAAACAACGAUCUGGUGCGCAAGAAGCGGGUGGAAGGGGAGCGCCAGUAGCCACGGGACACCAGGCACGACUGGAGAGCACCACCACUGCAGCCCCAGAGUGCUCACUGCUCAGAGGGGAAGGCGCUGGAAAACUAUUGCAAUGGGAGUUGCUGAUUUCUGUCAAUGUCUCUCCUUUUAACCUUGAAAACAGAGCCUGCUCAUUCCUAAUUUUUGUGGUUAAUUUAAUUCUUAUUGGAAAGGUCCAUAGUUGGUUUGAUUUUAAUGAAGGAAAUGGUUUGCAGUAUCUGAAGCCAAUAUGCAGCAUCUUAACUGUGUUACUGAGCAUAAUAUAUAGUGACUCUGACCCUUAUUUUAGACACUUUUUGAUAUAUAAAAAUAUCACCUUGUAUAUGGAUAAGGGAUUCUCUGCUGAAAAUAGAAAUUUUAGGGCCAAGUUCUGCAAUGCCUUAUGUUUGUGAAUAAUCCUUACCCGUGUGUAUAGUCCUGCUGAACUGAAUCCUGCAAAGGGCUGCUCCCAGGAGUAGAGCUAGUGAUGCCAGUACAGGUUUGCAGGUUCCCACCCCUGAGCCUCUCUCCUGCAGGGACCUGGGCAGCUGGAAGCACCUUGGAACAGCUCCUGUCCCCCCUGGUGGGUCUGCACCCGCCCAGCUCCCUGUGCAGGGUCACGCCUAGACGUGCAAACAUUGUCAAAGCGUACUUGUUUACAUCAGCUUAGGUUAGCUGGAUCAUUUUGCAAUGUUACACUGAUGUUUUUUAUUCUUACUCCACAUUGUAAGGUAAUAUUAGUACUGCCAAUCCUGUAGACAUUGAAUGUUUUGGGUUUUUUUCCUAGGCCAAUGAGUUUUUGUUUGCUACUAGAAUGCACAGUUUACAGCUAGUGAUCUUAACCUAAACAAGUAUUCUGAGCAAUAUUUGCUUUGAGCCAUGAGUUUGACUUUUUUAGUUCUGUAUUUAUGUACAUUUGUUAGCAUUAUAGGACUGUUCUCAGGAUCUUUUAGAUGAAGAUUAAUUAAAUGCUUAAUCCAAGAGAGCCACUGUGCUACCAGGGAAAAAAAAAGACAUUAAAGGGGUAGUUUGGACAGCCACAUGACUGA
Molecule: messenger RNA, 2170 nt
Organism: Zonotrichia albicollis (white-throated sparrow)
Lineage: Eukaryota; Metazoa; Chordata; Aves; Passeriformes; Passerellidae
Product: tropomodulin-2
Biological process (GO): pointed-end actin filament capping; muscle contraction; actin filament organization
Cellular component (GO): striated muscle thin filament; myofibril; cytoskeleton
Molecular function (GO): tropomyosin binding
Source: RefSeq, a predicted model, not a curated record